AGCUCCCUGUGAAAUAUGCUGUCUACAUGGUGAUCAGCAGGCAGGAAGAAUCUACCAAGUACUUCAAUUUUUCAACUUCUGAUGAGAAGAGCAAGAAAGAAGCUGAGCAUCGUUAUCGUGUGAAUAACCUGAGUCAGCGAGAUGUGGCCAUCAGCAUUAAUUUCUGGGUUCCUAUCCUGCUGAAUGGUGUGACUGUGUGGGAUGUGGCAGUUGUGGCCCCUUUAGAGAGUGUCCACUGUGUGGCAGAGAGGGAGCCUCCCCAGCAUCCUGACUUCCUGACCCAGAAUACAGAGAGUCUUGUGCUGAACUGCUCCAUUGCUGACUGCCAGAGGUUCCGCUGUGACCUGCCCUCCUUUGAAAUCCAGGAGGAACUUGACUUCAUCCUGAAGGGCAACCUCAGCUUUGGCUGGGCCAGCCAGACAUAGCAGAAGAAGAUAUAGAUUGUGAGUGUGGCUGAAAUCAAGUUCAACAGAUCCGUGUAUUCCCAGCUUCCGGGACAGGAGGCAUUCUUGAGAGCUCAGAUGGAGAUGGUACUGGAGAAGUAUGAGGUCUACAACCCCAUCCCCAUUAUUGUGGGCAGCUCUGUGGGAGGAUUGCUGCUGCUGGCUCUCAUCACCGCCGUCCUCUACAAGGUUGGCUUCUUCAAACGUCACUAUAAGGAAAUGAUGGAGGAAGCAAAUGGACAGACUGUCCCAGAAACUGGGACAUCAGACCCACAAGUUGCCCAGUAGAAAGCUACCUCCUAUUCUCCCUUGGGCCUGUUCUCUUCUGAGAGGUUUCCUGACCCUCUUACUCUCACCUAAGGUAGGCCAGCAGGGGGAGGAAUGGUCCAUGUGAGGGAGGCCAGGAUCAGGUUGCUUUCUCCCUUUGGGAAGAUGCAUUGUGUUCCCCAAAGUGCUUGCCUGGGAAAGGCUAUUUGUUUUGUCAAGGCUGCAACUGGAAAUCCCAGAACAGGAUCUUCACCAUGCCCCUGGGUGGACUUGAUUUUGAUAUCUACCUAGAAAUAUACGAACAAUAGCCUCAGGCUCCAUCUCUCUUCCUUCUUUAGCCAUGAAUGAUGUUUCUAAA
Hyaena hyaena (striped hyena) is the source of this 1068-nucleotide messenger RNA. Its product is annotated as integrin alpha-D-like. The transcript has 8 exons. The coding region runs from base 27 to 425 and encodes 132 amino acids. The record is from RefSeq and is a predicted model, not a curated record. NCBI's taxonomy places the organism in Eukaryota, Metazoa, Chordata, Mammalia, Carnivora, Hyaenidae.